AUGUCAGUCACUAGGUCGUCGUCGCGGCGCAAGCUCUUUGCGCCCAGCCCGCUUGUCUCGGGCAGGUCGGUGGCCGUCGCUGCCCAUUCCGCCACUGUUGUCACGGCCAACGGCCACUCGGUCGCCCAAGUUACAGGUGGUGCUUCGGUCGAAGAGGAUGCGGCGAUGGCUACAGCGAUCGCGGUCGAGGAGUCUCGCCGCUCCUACUCCCUCCGUCGCCGAAGCGCCGCUCCCCUCGCUUCUCCGUCCACCCCAAAAGCAUCGCCUUCCUCCUCUGCUGCAAAGGCGCCGCAGCAGACGCGAUCCAUGCGCACGUCCGCGAAACGGUCACGAGCCCAAUCGCCCUCUAGUGAGUCGGACAACUACGCCUCCGGCUCCGACUUUUCAGACGAUGGCGCACACUCCUCGGACCACGACAGCGAUGUUUUUACCGACCAGAAGACCAACAAGUCCACGCCCAAGGCCAAGCGCGUAGCCAAAGCCUCGUCCAAGUCUGCGGUCAAAGAAGAGACCGGGUCUAAGCCCCUUUCGCGUUCCAAGUCCAAGUCGGCGUCGCCGUCCAAGCCGAAGAAAGCGGCCGUAUCGCCAUUCGACGUGUCUCCGCGCAAGGCCACCAAGAAGCCUCUCAAGGUCGAUCUCGAGCCGCACGAGGCGCAUCCUGCGCCAGCUCAGUGGGAGAAGGUGUACGAGCUGCUGACCAAGCAGCGGGCGCGCAUCGUCGCACCCGUCGACACCAUGGGCUGCGAGGAAAACGGCCGCUCGGAUCGCCGUGCCGACUCGUGGCGCGAGAGCGAGUCGUCCGAAGAUGCCGCCAAGCGCGAACGCCUCGCGACGCUCGUCUCGCUCAUGCUCUCGUCCCAGACCAAGGAUCCCGUCACAGCCGAAGCCGUUUACAACCUCCAGCGCAACCUUCCCAAUGGCCUGUGUCUGCAGUCGCUGCUCGACGCCGACGACGACGCUAUCUCGAGCUGCAUCGCCAAAGUCGGCUUCUGGCGUCGCAAGACCGGCUACCUCAAGUCCGCAGCGCGCAUCCUUGCCGCCGACUUUGAUGGUGACGUGCCCCGCACCGUCGAUGAGCUGUGCAGUCUGCCCGGUGUGGGGCCAAAGAUGGCCUUUUUGGCGCUCAGUUCGAUGGGCAUUCAGGUGGGGAUUGGAGUCGACACGCACGUGCAUCGCAUGACCAACCGGCUUGGAUGGCACGAUACAAAGACGCCCGAACAGACGCGCUUGAAUCUGCAGUCGUGGCUGCCGCGUGAGCUGCACCCGCACAUCAACCGGCUUCUCGUUGGAUUCGGCCAGGUCAUCUGCGUCCCUACAGGCCCUCGAUGCGACUUGUGCAACGUAGGCAGCGCAGGUCUUUGCCCGAGCUACCGUCCCAUCGACCCAAAGGCGGCCGAAAAGCGCGUCAAAGUCACCCUCUUAGCAGACGGCGAAAUCCACCCGGCCCCACUCAUCUCGCCCUUCAAACAGGAAGAGCAACCGGCGGUCAAGGUCGAAAUCGACAACUCGACGCCCAUGCACAUCGCCGACCUCACCAGCGACAUUGCAGUCAAGACCGAACCGGACGCUGAUGCUCAUGAUGCUGCCGCAGUCGCAAAGGCGCUCGAAUGGUAG
Molecule: messenger RNA, 1614 nt
Organism: Moesziomyces aphidis
Lineage: Eukaryota; Fungi; Basidiomycota; Ustilaginomycetes; Ustilaginales; Ustilaginaceae
Source: the annotation of a GenBank genome assembly